Manihot esculenta (cassava) is the source of this 453-nucleotide messenger RNA. RefSeq lists its product as uncharacterized. The record is from RefSeq and is a predicted model, not a curated record. The transcript has 3 exons. NCBI's taxonomy places the organism in Eukaryota, Viridiplantae, Streptophyta, Magnoliopsida, Malpighiales, Euphorbiaceae. The coding region runs from base 97 to 453 and encodes 118 amino acids.
GAUCCAGACCGCCACAGGCCAUUGUUUAAUCGUUUCAAGGCAGUUCCUCCAAGUAGCUGGUUUUCAAUUUUCUCGGAAAAUUUAGCGAAAACAGACAUGGAGAAGAGAAUAUCAUUAGGAGUCCAACACAAGAACAAUAAGAAACCCACCAUCAAAAGAAACAAGAAAAGAAAAUUGCUGAAGAAAGUUGUGGACUACCUAAAAUCCGAUACUUACAUGUUUGCUCCUCUGAUUUCUCCCACAGCAACUCAUCACUUUUUAGCAUCAAGGAUCGCCACCUCUUUCACUGCCAGAGUAGAAGUGAAGGAUUGCAUGAAAGGGAGGACUGAGAAGGUUGUGGAGUAUCUCAAAUCUGAUUCUUUCUUCUAUGCUCCCCUGUUUGCUUCUCAGCAGAUUGCUUCUUCUCAUAGAGGUUCUGUUUCUUAUACUAAUAUUCGAAUAUUUCAGAUAUAA